Molecule: messenger RNA, 2607 nt
Organism: Nerophis lumbriciformis (worm pipefish)
Lineage: Eukaryota; Metazoa; Chordata; Actinopteri; Syngnathiformes; Syngnathidae
Source: RefSeq, a predicted model, not a curated record
AUGGAAUACUGGAGGCAAUGCGCCGCCUGGCUCAUCAGAUGCAAGGUGCUGCCGGUCAACCAUCGGGUUACCUCGGACACUGCACAGGUGUUUGACCUGGCGCAGACCCUACGCGACGGCGUGCUGCUGUGUCAGCUGCUCAACAAUCUGAGGGAGCGCAGUAUCGACUUGAAGCACAUCAACCUCAGGCCGCAGAUGUCCCAGUUCCUGUGCUUGAAGAAUAUCCGCACCUUCCUGACAUGCUGCUGCAACUUGUUCGGCAUGAAGAAAAGUGACCUAUUCGACGCUUUUGACCUGUUUGACGUGCGUGACUUUGGAAAGGUGAUGGAUACACUAUCCAAGCUCUCGUACACAGCCAUCGCACAGCAAGGAGGAUUCAAGCCUUUCCCCACAGAGGAGAGUCUAAAGGACGAGGACAUUUACAAUCACCUAGAAGACCUGAUUGAUGAAACCGCCAUGGAAGAUGAGGAGGACUUAUAUGCAGCAGUAUACAGCUUGGAAGAAGGCUAUGCAGGCGGAGAGAUUUAUGAGGACCUUAUGAGGACUGGGCACCGUCCUCCUCCGGCAUCGAAAAAGCAGGUCGAGAUGUCAGACGUUCGCAGCUGCUGCCUCUCUGAGAUCAAGCAGACGGAAGAGAAGUACACAGAGACCUUGGAAUCCAUUGAGAAGUAUUUCCUCAACCCGCUCAAGAAAUUUUUCUCCGUUGCCGAAAUCGAUCAAGUGUUUAUCAACAUUCCAGACUUGGUGAAGGUUCACAAGAGCCUCAUGGCAGACGUUCAGGAUUCCAUUCUCAACAAGAAUGCUUUAAAUCUCUACCAGAUAUUUAUCAACUACAAAGAGAGGCUUCUCAUCUAUGGUGUCUACUGCAGCCGCGUGGAGAUUGCCAUCACCGUGCUGGACCUCAUCUGCAAGGAGAAGGAGGACGUCCGCCUCAAACUGGAGGAGUGUUCCAAGAGAGCCAACAAUGGCAAGUUCACUCUAAGGGAUCUGCUGGUGGUCCCCAUGCAAAGGGUCCUAAAGUACCACCUUUUACUCCAGGAGCUGCUCAAGCACACUCACGAAGCUGCAGAAAAGAGCAACCUUAAAAUUGCGCUGGAUGCUAUGAAAGAUCUGGCACAGUUUGUCAACGAAGUGAAGAGAGACAGCGAGACUCUACGGGAGAUGGACCAGUACCAGCGCUCCAUUGAGAACCUUAAUCAGCCGCUAAUCCGCUACGGUCACCCGAGAGGAGAUGGAGAAAUGCGUAUUGUGUCCAACUUUGACCGCAGGAAACUGGUCAGAUACCUUUUCUUGUUUGAUGUGGCCGCCGUGGUGUGCAAGCGACGUGGCGACAACUAUGAGAUGAAGGACGUGCUCGACCUCAAUGUCUUCAAGAUCACCGACAACCCGUUGUCAGACAAGGAGGGCAAGAAGUGGUGUUACGGCUUCUACGUGACACACCAGCAGGGCCACACGGGCUUCGAGCUCUUCUUUAAGACCAGAGAGCUGAAGAAGAAAUGGCUUGAUCAGUUUGAAAUGGCUGUAUCUAACAUUCGACCAGAGUUUGCCAAUCACAAUGGUCACCAGUUCAAGAUACACACUUUUGAAAGAAUCUCUUCAUGCAGCUUCUGUCACCUUCUACUAAGGGGGGUCUUCAACCAGGGUUACGUUUGUUUAAAAUGCGCACGGGCUGUCCACAAGGAGUGUUUGGGUCAGCUGGGUCUUUGCCGGAGGGCUGACUCAAAGAGUUGUCAAUGCAACUCGCAACGAAGGGACCCAGGUCUUCCACGGAUGGUAGUGAUCCGAACAUACGAUGGUGUCCCCUGCCCGCCACGCGGCCCCCCGCUGUGUGCCCACGCUGGCGAUGUGAUCGAGCUGAUGUUCGCCGACCUGCACAGCUCCUGGUGGCAGGGCAGAAUCCCGGUGAGCGGCAAGAUUGGUUUCUUUCCCAGUGACGCCGUGAGGCCUUGCCCUUGCCUACCGAAGCCUGUCGAUUACUCCACACAGCUCUGGUUUGCAGGGCCCAUGGAGAGGUGCCAGGCCGAGCUGGAGCUCCAGGACCGAGGGAACAGCACCUAUCUGGUUCGGCAUCGGAGUAAAGAAUGCGCAGAGUACGCCAUCAGUAUAAAGUUCAACGACAGAGUCAAGCACAUUAAGAUUCUGACCAAGGACGGCUGCUUUUACAUCACUGAGUGUCGGCCCUUUAAAACAUUGCUGGACCUGGUGGAGUACUAUAAGCAACACUCCUUAAAAGAAGACUUCAGCAGCCUCGACACCAAUCUGCGUGUCCCUUACCGGCAAUGCUCCGAUGGAAGCUCGCCUUGGGCCAUUAGCAAGACUGGCAGCGCCACUCCUUUGUUGCCCUGGCUGUCUCUUGUUGCUCCUGGUGGUUGCUGUUUUGUUCCUCCCUCCUCUUCUCCUUUCUGGUCAGGUACAGUGUUUUCUCCCAGGGUGGUGUCUGUAGCUGUGGCUCGCUACGACUACAGUGCCAGAGACGUGUGGGAGCUUUCUCUACUGCAGGGGGACGUGGUCAACAUCUACAGCAAAACAUCCGAUGGCUGGUGGAAGGGGGAGGUGGCCGGCAAGGCGGGCUGGUUUCCUUCCACCUUUGUCGAAGAGGAGGACUGA